AUGCAGCUCUCUUGCCUUCUGGCCCUCCUUGGAGCUUCAAGGAUUGCCUGGGCCGCCCCUGUCGCAAACAAUAAUCAAGUCGAGUCAACCUCCGGCGAUCUUGAAGAACGCUUCUUCUACACCAAUUACGACCUUGAAAAGCGUGACGAAGAGCUCGACAAGCGGUUCUUCUACACCAAUUAUGACCUUGAAAAGCGUGACGAAGAGCUCGACAAGCGGUUCUUCUACACUAAUUACGACCUUGAGAAGCGUGAUGAGUGA
Molecule: messenger RNA, 261 nt
Organism: Aspergillus fumigatus Af293
Lineage: Eukaryota; Fungi; Ascomycota; Eurotiomycetes; Eurotiales; Aspergillaceae
Source: RefSeq, a predicted model, not a curated record